Alosa alosa (allis shad) is the source of this 4282-nucleotide messenger RNA. RefSeq names its product Rho family GTPase 1a (gene rnd1a). Bases 194 to 892 code for a protein of 232 amino acids. The record is from RefSeq and is a predicted model, not a curated record. The transcript has 5 exons. Lineage: Eukaryota; Metazoa; Chordata; Actinopteri; Clupeiformes; Clupeidae. Gene Ontology annotation, molecular function: GTPase activity; GTP binding. Gene Ontology annotation, biological process: small GTPase-mediated signal transduction.
CAAUAGUAGCCUAUCUGUCUACCCUUCUCCAGUGCUGUAUUCCAAUGUAGACAACUGUCGGCUGGAGAAGUGGGAGCAUUCUACUAUAUAACAGACCCCGAUGCGCUGAGCUCUUCAUCAGGAUUGCUAAAGUGGAUGCGCUCGUUAUCUGGAUUGUUUUAAUCGUACCUCAGAUUGGACCAGCUGAUUCACAAUGAAGGAGCGAAGAAUCCCACAGCCUGUGGUGGUGAGGUGUAAGCUUGUUUUGGUGGGAGACGUCCAAUGCGGAAAAACAGCAAUGCUCCAAGUCCUGGCAAAAGAUUGCUAUCCAGAGACAUAUGUCCCGACAGUAUUCGAGAACUACACUGCUGGCCUGGAAAUGGAAGGGCAACGCAUUGAGCUCAGUCUGUGGGACACGUCGGGAUCUCCGUAUUAUGACAACGUCAGGCCUCUGUGCUACAGCGACUCUGAUGCCGUCCUGCUGUGUUUCGAUAUCAGCCGCCCCGACAUAGUGGACAGUGCACUGAAAAAGUGGAAGACCGAGAUCCUGGAUUUCUGCCCAAACACACGCAUCCUCCUAGUAGGCUGCAAGACCGACCGCCGCACAGACGUCUGCGCUCUGAUGGAGCUUUCAAAUCAGAGGCAAACACCCAUCUCACAUGAACAGGGGUCAGCAAUGGCUAAGCAGCUGGGUGCGGAGGCCUACCUAGAAUGCUCGGCCUUCACCUCAGAGAAGAGCGUCCACAGCGUGUUCCGUAUGGCAGCGCUCGCCUGCCUCAACAAGCUGCAGCCCCCCGCCAAGCCCAGCCCCGCCCGACGCCUGUCCAAGCGUCUGCUGCACCUGCCCAGCAAGUCGGAGCUGCUCACCUCCACCUUCAGCAAGGAGAAGGCCCGGAGCUGCUCCAUCAUGUGAAGCUGCCCUUAGCCCUAGUUCCCACCAAGCCCCUCGUCGAGCCAAAGAACAGUUCCCAUGCUCCCAUUCCAGAGACACCUGGGGUCGGGGUGAUGUGGGGCGGGGCUCUGUCAUAGGCCCCUCCUACCUCUUCAGGUCACUCUCUGUUCCAGCGUUGCCCUCAUCUCUCUAAAGAAACGCCAAACGGGCAGCUGCCACCUUUGAUUGUAGGGUUUCAUCGGUGCACAUCAGUUGCUCAGUCUCCACACUGAGAGAAGUCUCUUACCAGCGUAGCAUCCUGCUGAUCCCAUUGUCACGUACACAAAGAAAACAAAGACCGAAACAUGGACAAUGUUGUUGGUGCGGACUGUGUUCAUUUGGAUAUUGGGCGUAUUUAACAAUCAUGCAUUUGCAGUAAAAGAAAAACAGUUGUGAGGAUGAGGUGAAGUCAUCCUUGUGUGUUUAAUGCAAAGCGUAUUUCUCAUGUUGAAUAUGCACUUUAAGGUGUUUGAAACGUCACUGGCUGGUAGCCAAUGGGGCACCUGUAGCUGCCACUCCGAGUAGCAUCUGAUUGGUUGUGAGGUUUGUUUGUGUGGGUGUUUGUGUUUGUUCAGUGUGUCUGUCUAUGAGAUGAAAAUUGUAAUGAUUUAGAGAGAAAGAAUGACAGACUGCAAAAAAAGUGUAUGUUGGGUCUGUGCCGGAGAGAGCAGAAUUGUACAUGUGUAUGUAUUUAUGUGAGUUACUGUGGGUCUGUCACCACUUUAUCGCAUGCAAAUGGUUCAGUGAGGGUUCAUCUCAGCUUCCCUGACUCAUCAGCCUGCUCUGACUCCAGAUCGCUCCAGAUCAGCAUCAGCCUGCUCUGACUCCAGAUCAGUUGCUCGGAUGAUAGACGUCCUGCUUCUCUGGCAGUGGCCACUGCUCAGCAGCCCUAAAUCAGUAAAGCGUGAAGCUGCCACACACAGCUAGAGGACAGAGAGGACAGGGAGGAAGGGGACACAAGAAAUCAUUUCCCCCUUUAAGGAAAUUGCUAUAAAUCUUACAAGACAAGGUAUCCAAUUACAUCUGCUGGGUAGGAAGACGUGGAAAUUGCUGACACAUACAUCCUCUAGUCUCUCUGUCUCUCGCCCCUUCUCCUCACCCACCAGCCUUUUGUUCCUUAAUCCAUCUCCUGUCACUCAGGGCGAUGGUCUCUAAAUCCCAAAGCAACAGGGACGGGAUGGACUGGCAUCUUUCAAAGACAAGAAUGUACAGGAAUGGGUUGGCGUGGUUAACUCCUCCAGCUGUUGGGGGUAUUUUCAGGGAAUUACAUUUGAAAAGGUCAUUUGGGGCUAAAGUUGACCAUCAACACAAGUGCAAAAGACACCAGCCUUUUGCAUCCAUCGCGGAUUAGGUGUCACGUUAGAGCUGCUGCCCAAUGGGCCUGAUGUCCCUGUUCAGGUUUUGUUAUGCUCCCACGUCAUGUCCAUCUCCCACGUCAUGUCCAUCUCCCACGUCAUGUCCAUCUCCCACGUCAUGUCCAUCUCCCACGUCAUGUCCAUCUCAACUGGGUUUUGUUAUGCCCCCACUUAGUUAUGCUUUGUUGUGCUAACAGCACUAGUGCACUGCCUUGUUGUUUUUUCCCCUGAAGCAAAAACACUAAUCUCUUUCUCCGGUCCGUUUUGAAGUCGGGUUCUCCUCUCGCCUGAUGUUCCCGUCUGUCUCUCUCCUGAGGCCUGCAGCAUCUCUAACUACUCUCCUCUCUGGAGGAAUUAAACAUCUCUAAGUAAUCUCUUACACUCUCUGGAGGAAUUAAACAUCUCUAAGUAAUCUCUUACUCUCUCUGGAGGAAUUAAACUGCAGCAUCUCUAAGUAAUCUCUUACUCUCUCUGGAGUAAUUAAACAUCUCUAAGUAAUCUCUUCUCUGGAGGAAUUAAACAUCUCUAAGUAAUCUCUUACUCUCUCUGGAGUAAUUAAACUUGUAAAUCUCGGUUUCCUUGUGAUUGCAUAACACGCAAACAGUGAAAACAAAUCUGUGACUUUUCAGUUUAGCCACACAGCCGCAGCUCCUGACGUCCAACUGUCUCUCAGAGCCUUUUAGGACUCUGAGUUUGUGUCUUUUCUUUUAGGAUUCACAUUUUAGUUUGUGUAUUCUUGUAAAACGCUAAAUCCCCAGAAUUUGAUAUUUUGAUUGCGAAUGUACAUUAAACUAUGUAACAAAGAAAGAAGAUAAAUGAGUAUUAAUGUAAAGACUGAUUAGUUUGCAUUUGAUUUCAGCACACAGCACAUGAUAAGCACUGCAUGAUGGGAUCUUCCUUGCAGUGCUAAUGGAGUCCUGUGAUUUCCUUUAAAUAAUCUGACCAUUGGAAAGUGAGGGAGGUUGUACUACAAUGGUACCCACACAGAUAGACUACAGUUGUGAUUUGAUAGCCUCAUGACAGAAUGACCGCUGAAGUGUUCACUCUCCAGUAGGAUGACGAUGUAGCGUCUCAAAGGGUGCUGUGGGCAGACGGGUCGAACAGGGACACCAAAUGGGGUCAAGUCAAAAAGAACAGGCAGGUCCUGUCCAAAGAGCCUUAUCUGGCUUUCACUGUGUAUGUUUUCCUCUUUAAUCAUCUAAAUCCUUUGGUUCUCCUUUAUCAUGAAUAACUCAUGGACUAUAGAUAACCACACAAAAGACUGUUUUUUUUUUUUUGGUUAGGGUUUGGUUUGAUGAGCGCUCCUUUUAUGUUGUAGACAGACGGCCUUCUAGAUCCUUGGACAUGUAUGCAGUGCACUGGCAUUCCACUGUGUUGCCUAGCGACGGGCAGGGGGGGGGGAUUGCUGGGCUGAGAGUCUCAAGGCCUCUAAUAUGCCAGUGUGGGUUCACCGCUGGGCUCUAACAUGCGUCUGAAGUAGUUGGUACUUCUCCUCUGAUUUCUGUCAGUGCAGCCAUCGUGUCUGAAGUAGUUGGUACUUCUCACACUUUGUCAUAUGUGUCCUUAGAUGAGGUCCAGGGGAGACUGAUUGUACAUAUCUGUUUUAUAUGUUCUCUUUGUACAACCUCAUGAGUAAGUGACAAACAAGCAAAAAAAACAAAGCAAGCAAGGAACUGACAUGUGUGAUGUAAUAUAGUGUAAUCUUUAUUUAGCUUUAAUUUAUUAAUUAAAGCUAAAUUCCCACUUUUUUUGUUUGUUACUAUUUUUCAUGAGCAUUUGUAAUUUUGUUUCAAAGUCUAUUUUUGAAGGUAUUGAAUCAAUGUGAUUUUUCUGUCUCUCUGUCUGUUGAAGUGUCUUCAUUUCAAAUAAAUCAUUUGUUUUAAUCUCCUUAUCCCUCAGUGGAUUGACUUGUUAGAAUUGACCAAGCACAACAUUUACACAACAAGGUUUGCAACAUUGCUGCUAUUUUGACAAACGGUCUGGGGUAAGCUGUAUUCACCCUUGAGUGUAACUCACC